Molecule: messenger RNA, 1221 nt
Organism: Ceraceosorus guamensis
Lineage: Eukaryota; Fungi; Basidiomycota; Exobasidiomycetes; Ceraceosorales; Ceraceosoraceae
Product: ankyrin
Exons: 2
Coding region: 277-1092 (271 amino acids)
Cellular component (GO): cytoplasm; nucleus
Molecular function (GO): protein binding
Source: RefSeq, a predicted model, not a curated record
CGGCGGUGCACCUCCACGCCGUCGCCCAUGGCACAUGACCCCAGCCACAGGACUGACGACUAGCAGGGACACACACACACUCAUCAGACUCACACAAGUCUUGACUCAUGACUCCAGAAGCCUUGCUGUUCGUCAUCACACACAUUCCACACGCGUCCAAGUCAGCUCCCGCAAUCCGCUUCGCUACCACUACGAAAGUCUCUCCUGCAACACCUUUGAGACCCCGCCCUCGUACCCGCCUCAUACCCGCGCCACAAUUUAAUCUCACGCCACGCCAUGCCAGUCGCAGUCUCGCCCGCCGCUGCGCAGUCUUCCAAUAUCUGGAUCGCAGCUGGAGAGGGGGAUGAUGAGAGGGUCACAUACCUGAUCGAAGUAGAGGAUAUUUCUCCUACCGCACCCGACAGCAACACCUACACUCCGCUGCACGCAGCCGCAUCCUACUCGCACAGCAGCACGCUCCAACUCCUCCUCGCUCAUUCCAAAACUCCAUCAAACGCCGUCAACAUUCAAGAUUCGGAUGGAGACACACCGUUGUUCGUGGUCGAAGAAGUUGCCAUAGCAGAACUACUCAUCAAGCAUGGAGGCGAUGCUUUCCACAAAAACAAGGCGGGAGAUACGCCGGCUGAAGUAGCAGAGGAGAAUGGGUUUGAAGAGGUGGCGGAGUAUUUGAGAAGUAUAACGGGAGAGAAGAGACUUUAUGAGAGACCUGGAGAUGGGCCAGAGGAUGAGGAAGAGAGUGAAUUGACUUCGAGGUUGGAGGACGAGGAGGGAGCCAGCUUGACUCCGGCUGCUAGAGACCUCAUCGACCAGAGGACGGAAGCGCUGAUGAGUCAGGUAGAGUCCCUCUUAUCUCGCGCUUCUUUGCGAUCCGAAAGUGCCGACAGGGGAGAGUCUGGGGCAGAGUUGAAAUUGACAAACGAAGAGGAGGAAGAGCUUAGGAGGUUGGUGGGCGAAUCCGUCUUGGAGCAGAUUAGAGAAGGUUGGGCGGGGAAUGAAGGCCCCGGCCAGCAAGGAGAGGUGCAGGGUGAGAAUGACAGCCGUCAAGUCAACGAGGAAACAAGGCCAGCUGGAAAGGAGCCUGAGCCAAGAUGAGGCAGGCAUACAGGCCAUCAAAAGAUCAACGCGCAGCAAAAUAUAGAAAUCUAAUGCAGACCCUGCGUGUCGGUUGAGACGUCAAAUAUGCAAGCGCGUGCUCGAAUACAUUAUGAGGAAUUUGAAGCA